AUGGCUGAGACGCAGGCUCCACAACGUUUAAAAUCAGGGAAGUCAACAAGCUUAUGGCUACCUCUACUACACCUGGGUCUGAGACCAGCAAUUCUGUGUCACCGAGUCCUACAAAUAGUUCACUUGUCAGGGAAACACGGAAGUCCAAGAGAAAAGGGGUUCCAGAAAAGAAGAGAAGAUCAGUUUGCUGAGAGUGAUCCUCCUGUCAGACAAGUGUUUAAGAACUUGAGAUCUUCUAUUAAGGGUAAAGCUCCUGCUGUUGCUCCAUCUACCAAAGUCAAGAAAAUGAAGCCUAUUACCAAACCAAGGGGAAGAAGUGUCACCCCUGAUAGAUCAGUUGAUGAAAAUCUGCUAAACUCGGUGUGUGAUGUGCUACCCCUUCUACGUGAAGUUGGCCUUCUGAAAACUGUGAAGUCUGUUUGUGACUAUUCUAAGCUGCUCACAUAUGAAUUCUACUGCAAUCUGAACGAAGAAAUUGAUGAUCUGACAAGCAAAUGGUGCAUGAGAAUUUUCAUCCGUGGUGAUUGGUAUGUGUUUGGCCCUGAUGUGAUCAACGAGUAUUAUGGGUUGAAGCCAGUUGAUGAAGAUGAGAUCAUUGAAUGGGAUCUGGUGGCUAAGACUCUUACUGAAGGAGUGGUGACUGAAUGGCCAUCCAUUGAUACUAAUGCUCUGUCCAGCUCUGAAUUCACUUCAAAAUUUGUUAUUCUUCACCGGAUUGCACUGCACAAUUGGCUGCCAUCUGCUCAUUUUCAUACAGUCAGUAAAACUCUAGUUGGUCUAAUCUUUCGAGUUGGCACAAAGAUGACAGUUGACCUAGGGAAGCGGAUCUUCAGUCAUAUGCUCACCUUGAUUCAUCCCAGGGAGCAAAAGGUUAAACUUCCAUACCCUAAUCUUAUUUGUGGUGUGCUCACAUCCAAGGUCUGA
Ipomoea nil (Japanese morning glory) is the source of this 924-nucleotide messenger RNA. RefSeq lists its product as uncharacterized. The record is from RefSeq and is a predicted model, not a curated record. The coding region runs from base 1 to 924 and encodes 307 amino acids. The transcript has 2 exons. NCBI's taxonomy places the organism in Eukaryota, Viridiplantae, Streptophyta, Magnoliopsida, Solanales, Convolvulaceae.